Messenger RNA from Leguminivora glycinivorella, 2868 nucleotides. Its product is annotated as oocyte zinc finger protein XlCOF6-like. The record is from RefSeq and is a predicted model, not a curated record. NCBI's taxonomy places the organism in Eukaryota, Metazoa, Arthropoda, Insecta, Lepidoptera, Tortricidae. Bases 117 to 2273 code for a protein of 718 amino acids. The transcript is spliced from 2 exons.
UGAGCGUGGUUUUUUAUUUUCUUAUUUGUUUCAAUAAACACAAAUAUUUUCCCCACAGUGAUUGUUUAGAAAGACGCUUUUCACACAAUUGCAUAACUUUUGAGUGAAAGUGAAAAAUGGAGACGAGUGCCGAGUCUGGUAGCAUGUCGCCGGCGCGCGUGAAGCUGGAGCCCGAGACGGACCAGUCAGAAAUGGCCCUUGUGAAGGAAGAAGCUGUAUUCCUGGAUGAAGAGGAGCGUGUGAAGGAGGAGUGGUCGGACAGCACGGCCGGGUGCGGCGUGAGUGAGGUAGCCAGCAUGCUAGCCGACUUGUAUGCCAAUCACGAGGUGAAGGAUGAGCUCGUGCUGGGGCCGGAGCGCCCGCACCGCCCCGUAGUCGCCCCGGCCGCCCUAUCUUAUCGUGUCGCAGCGUCCGCUCUCGUCUCCCCGGCUGCGGGGUCGGGUGUGCGCCGCUCGUGCUCGGUCAGGCUGGAGCGCCUGCUGGUGGACGCGGCGCGGCGCACCUGCCGGGUCGCGCGCCGCACGUACAAGCUGCGCGCCGCCGAGCCCGCACACACACCCAGUGCCAUCACCACCGUCUAUGAGUGUCACCAUUGCGGCCAACUGUUCAGGAACAAGUCGGUUUUAAAGAAACACGUAUAUACUCACUCACAUUUACAUAAUUCAACUGCACGAGCUUAUGGUUUAAACCGACAUCGAACGUUACACGACGACAAAAAACUGUCUCGACAGUCUUGCAUGAUAACACACACAGAUUUACAGGCUAAUCUCAGAAGUCGCACAGAUAAUAAACCUUUCUGGUGUAGUCGCUGUGACUAUAAGAGUAACAUUAAAUCAAAUUUUCAGAGGCACCUGAUGACUCACACUGACGAGAAGCCUUUCAGUUGUAGCCACUGUGACUACAAGUGUAGACAAAAAGUACAUUUACAGACUCACCUGACGACUCACACUGACGAGAAGCUAUUUAGUUGUGGCCAAUGUGACGUCAAGUGUAGAAUAAAAGCACGUUUACAGAGGCACCUGUUGACUCACGGAGAAGAGAAGCCUUCAAGUUGUAGCCAUUGUGACUACAAGUGUAGACUAAAAGCUGAUUUAAAGGCUCACCUGAUGACUCACAUUAACGAAAAGCGUUUCAGUUGUAGCCACUGUGACUACAAGUGUAAUAAGAAAGUAAAUUUACAGAGACACUUGUUGACCCACGGAGAAGAGAAGCCUUUUAGCUGUAGCCACUGUGACUACAAGUGUAAAAACAAGGCAAAUUUACAGAGACACCUGUUGACCCACGGAGAAGAGAAGCCUUUUCGCUGUAGCCACUGUGACUACAAGUGUAGACAAAAAGCAAAUUUACAGACUCACAUGACGACUCACACAGACGAGAAGCCUUUUAGCUGUAGCCAAUGUGACUUCAAGUGUAGAAUAAAAGUAAGUUUACAGAGGCACCUGUUGACUCACGGAGAAGAGAAGCCUUUCAGUUGUAGCCACUGUGACUACAAGUGUAGACUAAAAGCAACUUUACAGACUCACAUGACGACUCACACAGACGAGAAGCCUUUUAGCUGUAGCCAAUGUGACUUCAAGUGUAGACAAAAAGUAAAUUUACAGACUCACAUGACAACUCACACAAACGAGAAGCCUUUUAGCUGUAGCCAAUGUGACUUCAAGUGUAGAAUAAAAGCAAGUUUACAGAGGCACCUGUUGACUCACGGAGAAGAGAAGCCUUUCAGUUGUAGCCACUGUGACUACAAGUGUAGACUAAAAGCAAAUUUACAGACUCACAUGACGACUCACACAGACGAGAAGCCUUUUAGCUGUAGCCAAUGUGACUACAAGUGUAGACAAAAAGUAAGUUUACAGACUCACAUGACAACUCACACAGACGAGAAGCCUUUUAGCUGUAGCCAAUGUGACUUCAAGUGUAAAAUAAAAGCAAGGUUACAGAGGCACCUGUUGACUCACGGAGAAGAGAAGCCUUUCAGUUGUAGCCACUGUGACUACAAGUGUAGACAAAAAGUAAAUUUACAGACUCACCUGUUGACUCACACUGACGAAAAGCGUUUCAUUUGUAGCCACUGUGACUUUAAGUGUAAAAUCAAAGCCAAUUUAAAUUCUCAUCUGAUGAUUCACACUAACAAGAAGCCUUUUAGUUGUAGCCAAUGUGACUACAAGUGUAAAAGAAAAUCAGGUUUGCGGAGCCACCUGUUGACUCACGGAGAAAAGAAGCCUUUAAGUUGUAGCCACACUGUGACUUUAAGUGUAAAAGCAAAGCUCAUUUAAAGUCUCAUUUAAUGACUCACACUGACGAGGAGCCUUUCAGGUGUAGCCAACUAGCCACUGCGGCUACAAGUGUAAAAGAAAAGACCAGUUAAUGGCUCACCUGUUGAGACACCCUACAUGUUUGUCUACUAUGUGUAGUGUAGCUUCCAGUGCAGAAGGAAAUUAGAGUUACGGCCACACUUUGUGAAAAUCUCUUCAAUUUUUAAUGUAUAUCAGUACCGUAAUCAGUGCACCUACAGUGAACUCUUUUAAAACAGACUCGACAAAUAUUUAUUGAAUGGACAAAACACAUGUGCAUCAGGACAUUGACUUGCACGUAUCAGCUUAAAGCUGCCUGUGCAUUAGCAAAUAAUAAGAAAUAAAUAUAAUAUGUAAAUUGUAUUCAUCACACAUCACAUACAUUUUCCAUUUAGCAAGAACGUGUUUUCAAAUCAUUCUUAAUAGUUCACCUUAAUGAAAUAAAUAUUAGUAAGUACUGUGGUCGUAGGCAGUAGAGUUGUGCCUGCUCGUUCACUGAAAAGAUCGCUCCCAACUAGUACGAUCUCCGAAAUGUACUAGUUCGUUCUUUUAGGACAUUUAGGACACACCGAGAGAG